CUCCUGCGCACCGUCCUGGGGGUGAACGCCGAAACCGGCAUCGGCACCGCUUAUGAGGGGUUCCUGUCGGUGCCUCGGCCCUCGGGGGUGCGCCGAGGCUGGCAGCGGGUGUUCGCCACGCUCAGCGACCUCCGCCUCCUGCUGUACGACGCCCCCGACCCAAAGCUCUCCCCGGCGAGCAACGCCCUCAUCCAGACGCUGGACUUGAGGGAUCCCCAGUUCUCAGCCGCCCCGGUCCUGGCAUCCGACGUCAUCCACGCACAGUCCAGGGACCUCCCCCGCAUUUUCAGGGUCACGGCCUCCCAGCUGACGGUGCCCCCGACCCUGUGCUCUCUGCUGCUGCUGGCGGACAACGAGGCGGAGAGGGCCCGCUGGCUUCAGGUCCUGGGGGAGCUGCACCGGCUCCUGAUGGACCUGCGGCCCCGGCCCCUGCCCAUCUACACCCUGAAGGAGGCCUAUGACAACGGGCUGCCCCUGCUGCCCCAUGCCCUGUGCGCGGCCAUCAUCGACCAGGAGCGCCUGGCACUGGGCACGGAGGAAGGACUCUACGUCAUCCACCUGCACACCAAUGACAUCUUCCACGUGGGCGAGUGUAAGCGGGUCCAGCGCCUGGCAGUCAUCCAGCCCACAGGGCUCCUGGCCGUACUGUGCGGCCGCGGCCCCAGCGUCCGCCUUUUUGCCCUGGAUGAGCUAGAGAGCUGCGAGGCGGCCGGGGCCAAGAUCGCCGAGUCAAGGGGCUGUCAGAGCCUGGCAGCGGGCCGGGUCUUGCAGGCCAGCACCCCCGUGCUUUGUGUGGCCGUCAAGAGGCAGGUCCUGUGCUACCAGCUGGGGCCUGGCCCCGGGCCCUGGCACCGGCGUAUCCGAGAACUGCAGGUGGCCGGGCCAGUGCAGAGCCUGGCACUGGUGGGUGACCGGCUGUGUGUUGGGGCAGCCGGGGCCUUCGCCCUCUACCCACUGCUCAAUGAGGCGGCCCCUCUGGUGCUGGGGCCUGGGCUGGCCGCGGAAGGGCCGGGCCCCACUGAGGCACUGGGCGCCGUCGAGCUCAGCCUCAGUGAGUUCCUGCUGCUCCUCUCCACGGCGGGCAUCUACGUGGACAGGACAGGGAAGAAGUCCAGAAGCCAGGAGCUGCUCUGGCCUGCCACCCCCGUAGGCUGGGGUGAGUCAGGGGCACCAGGGCCAGAGCGAGCAGGGGCUGAAGGGUGGGCCUCCUGGAGCUUGGGGACCAGCAGAGAGAGCACUAGGUCUGGAGUUCCAGUCCUACCUUAUUCCUCUGCCAAAUGGGCACGAUAA
This is a messenger RNA of Gracilinanus agilis (Agile Gracile Mouse Opossum), 1290 nucleotides long. Its product is annotated as serine/threonine-protein kinase MRCK gamma-like. Gene Ontology annotation, biological process: peptidyl-threonine phosphorylation; actomyosin structure organization. NCBI's taxonomy places the organism in Eukaryota, Metazoa, Chordata, Mammalia, Didelphimorphia, Didelphidae. Gene Ontology annotation, cellular component: cytoskeleton; cytoplasm. The record is from RefSeq and is a predicted model, not a curated record. The annotation marks the transcript as partial. The transcript is spliced from 6 exons. Gene Ontology annotation, molecular function: protein serine/threonine kinase activity.